CUAAAAUAAACGUCUAAUUCUACAAGUUUCUGAUCGUUGAAGUGUUUGUCACACAGCUGUCAUUUCCUUCCAUCCGUAUUUUGGUAUUUUGUCUAUGAUCUCAAUUGAUCGAAUUUCCAUCUCCAUCUGAACAACGAAAUAUAGAAAACAAUAUAGAAAAUUUGAAAUAAAAAUUAUUAAAUAUUAACAUUACAAAGAUUAAAGAUGGGUGAGCACAUGAAAACGAAUCCUGGUGAAUUUGCUGAAUACAUACAAUCGAUACUAAAAUUAAACGCAUUAGAAAAAAUGACCGAAGAUUUGGAUAAAGAAUUGGAAGAUUCUCAAAAAAUUAUGAUGGAAAUAAAAUCCAUGUACGACUCUGUAUCUACAGUGCCCGGAAAUUACGAGCAACCUGCUAACAAUGAGAUGCGACAUGAGAACAUAUCAAAGUUCUUGGAAACCGGCCCUCCAAAGUUGUUGAUGCCAGAUAUGGCUGAAGACAACAUGGAUGUUGAUAUUGAUGAAGCUAUUUCCUCUCUGAAGGGCUACGCCGAGCGUCUGAAACAAUCUCUAAUUGCGUUGGAACACCAACCUCCCAGGCCUUCAGGAAUGAUUGAUCUUAACUUGGACCAAUAUGCACAGAGCUUAGACCAGCUUGGCAAACGUUUGGCCAACAUGAAAUUGAACAAAAAUGAUGAUGUAAAAUUGAGAAAUGCAGAACUUGAGGCUAAACUGCAGCAGCUUUGUGGAGACGUUAACAUGUUUACAAAGUUGGUUGACUCCAAGAAAACUCUCAGUGAGAGCAACCAGAACUGGACUGAAAGCCGGCAGGAUGGGUAUGAGUUGCAGUAUGACAAUAUUAUAAAAAAAUUGAUCUCUGAUCUAAAUGAAGUCCUAUAUCUGCUGCAGAACAAAGCUUAAAUGGUUAAUGUUGUUUUUUUUUUAUUAUGGAUCUCUAUUGUUUGUUGUCGAAGCACAGCUUUUUGUAGAGUGGGGUUCUUAACCCAUGUUUUAGUUUCACUCAAAUUAUUUUGCUUCUAACCACCAAAAUGAAAUUGUUAUUUGAAAUGAAUUUUAUAAGAAUAAGGAACAAUAUGAAUUAAUCUCAAGUAGAGCCGUAAUAGUGAGUCAUGUAAAAAAAUCCACAGAAAAAAUAUAGUACACAUUAUGAUUUUUGAGAAAUUUGAUGUAAAAAUUAUGAUCCAGUGAUCUUUUUAUUAAAUUGUGAUUUUAUAGAUAUAGAUUAUAGUUUACUUAGUAAGAUGUACGUGUUGGCUGCAUGGCCAUGUAUCUUAAUAUUAUUAGUGUUAGUAAUGAAAUAAGUAAUCUCUUAUUUGCAAAUAAAAAGUCAGUAUUUU
Molecule: messenger RNA, 1337 nt
Organism: Spodoptera litura
Lineage: Eukaryota; Metazoa; Arthropoda; Insecta; Lepidoptera; Noctuidae
Source: RefSeq, a predicted model, not a curated record